Messenger RNA from Notodromas monacha, 5059 nucleotides. The record is from the annotation of a GenBank genome assembly. Lineage: Eukaryota; Metazoa; Arthropoda; Ostracoda; Podocopida; Cyprididae.
AUGAUGCAUCGGAAAGUGAGGAAGAAAAACGAGGUCGUUGACAACCUUUGCGUCAUGUGUCGGGCGGAUAUUGGCGGCGUUGAUCGCGUCAGAAUUUCUAUUUUGUUCAGUUCUGGGAGGAAGGUUUCGGAAUGUUUGGAGAAGUGGAGGAGUUACGUUGAUCCCGUGAAAGCAAAAGGAUUGAAGUCUGCCGCAGUGUCAAUGCGAAAGCAGGCGGAAACCGCAAUGUGUUCUGCUUGCUUCAAUCUGGUUGACGAGAUUGAUAACUCUGAGCAACAUCUGAUGAGAAAAGCUGCUAAAUCGUCCCCGCGUGCCAAUGACCGUGACCCGAUCAAGGAAACACUUCCGAGUUCCUUAUCCGAUUUAUCUGAUCGUGUGAAAGCCAGUGGUACCUUUCCGGUCGAGCAUGAUACUACCGUUUGGAAGCCGAAAAUUGAACCAAGUAACUUUGAUGACAGGUGUGAGAAAAAUGGGCUUCAAGAAAAAGACAAAACUCCGAAAACUGAAGUAUCUGAUCCAGAUUUUAUGGAUUCUUCACCGACCCUCUUGCAAUGCCCGAAAGAAGAUUCGCCCGAAAAUGCGAAAACUUCCCCGAAUGUUCCUGCAGUCUCAAAACGUUCCAAGAAAAUCGGCACAGACCCAACAGAUUGGAAGUGUGAUCGAUGUGACAUCCCCGCAUUCACAUCUCUUCGAGAAUAUCGCAAGCACCGGCGCAGCCAUUUGUCAACGCUUUGUCCGAUUUGCGGGAUUCUACUGAAGGAUUCUUGUGCCAGUACUGUGAAGAAGCACAUUGGGAUCGUGCACUUCCGAGAAAAGCGGCUCGAGUGCGAAAUUUGUCAGCAGAAAUUUGCAUAUGCAGAAAGCCUUUAUGCCCAUCAAGCUCGUGAGCACAAGUACAAAGCUGAAAGAGUCCAUCAACCAUGUCAAAUAUGUGGCAAAGUCCUGACGUCUCGGUGUGGCUUGAGACAACACUUGCUUCAAGUGCACAACUACGUCAGGGACCAUUACACGGUGUACCCUUGCAGCUUGUGUGACAAGAAGUUCAUUCUAAAAAGCAAGCUAAGAGACCACAUGAACGUUCACGAAGGGAUCAAACCAUUCAGCUGUCCCUUCUGUCCCCUCACUUCAGGACAGUUCGGCUACUUGAAGCAACAUGCAUUUAAGGUUCAUGGUAAGGUCGUGAAGCGCCUCCUGGACGACAAUGGAAAGGUUACUAAUCAAGUUGAUGAAGUUAUUCCAGGGGAAAAUUCUUGAAUCAUUCGGGAAAACGGUGCUGUGUUACCGAUUUUUGUGAUAUUUUUGUACGUCAAAAUGUCGCUUUGUGAACUAAUGUUUCAUCGUCAACUCAUGUGUUCCUUUUACAACCCUUGGAAGUACAGUAUUUAUAAUACAGUACAGUAUUCAAUAUUAUUCAUCACAAAAAAGAAAGAGGAUUUAAGGUUUCAUGUUCAGCCUGACAAAUUCUCGUGUCAUCGCGGGUUGUAUGAUGUGUUUCAUCGAUUUAAUUCCGAGUUUUAGUGGAAAUCUAUGAGUAGACCAGUAUGAAGUUAAUUGAUUUUAGACAUAGAUAUCUCGUAAACGGUUCGAGUUGUCUACCUUGGAUAAACCGCGACAUUGAAAAUGAUACGGAUUCUUUCUUGAUGAAUUCUAAUCCAGCUGCUUAAGUUGAACUUCGAUGAAUUUUGUCCUGGGUCAUGUUUUUACUAGCUGAAUAUAUCUAUUUGAUCUUGAUUGUGCCAAACAUUGUGAACAGUUAAUUGGGUGAUUUGUGUAAUGAUGCGUUAUCAUACGAGAACUCCCGCUGGUAAAGAAACCACUUCUGAAUUUUCGCUCAGCCCUCUUUCGGUCCACCUUUCAUUUCACAAAAAUUCCAGACUGAGCUUUUGAAGUAUAAUUUUCCGUUUCACUUACAUUCGAAUGACUGAACUUAUAAGCAUCGGCUUCCGUUGGAGACUCGAAUUAUUCAAUUUCGUGCUGUGUCGGAUUUUAUUAUUUCCAUGUAAAGCGAAACCGUUUCAUUCUUAUUUCGAUGGUUUUUUAACAUUUGUAUUUUUUUGAUGUCGUUAGGAUGAAUUCGGACGUUGGUGACGAAGGGAAGUGCGGCUUGUGUGCAGAAGUGAGUUCCAUCGCUGGCACCGCGGCAGCAUGCAUUCUUCCGUUAACCGGAGAUACUGUGGCGCAGAAGCUGGAAAAAUGGCGGGUUUCUCGCGCGCCACCCGAACUGAGAGACUCCAAGAUCCAAGCAGACAUGCUUGUGUGUCACACGUGCCUAGAGUGUCUAGUCCAUGUCGAAGAAGUCGAAAUGGCCAUGAUUGAAGGCUUUGAGUCAUUGUGGAACCGUUUUAUUGCCCUUAAACCUGAUAACAAUCCCAGCGACGAUCUGCUCGACGACAUAUUACAGACGGCCACUUACGCUGCCGGGAUAGAAGAGGACUUUAUUUUUCCACCGGAAGUGGAUAAAGUGGAGUUGGUUGAAGAAUUGAGCAAAUCUGCGUCUUUCGAAAUCCCGAAAAGUGUUCCCAAGAAGAUUAGUUCGUCUGCGCUUGUACAAAACAUCGGAAAAAUUUGCAUCCGUCGAGUUUCCGCCGAACCGAGUUUGGAGGAGAAAAAGCCGGAUUUUUGCGAUGAUGAAGAUUCAUGGCCUGAUCCUUCGACUGCAGAGCGAUCGAUUAAAAUCAGGACACCGAGUAAGUCAUCCUGGCUUGUGAGGAAAGCGCGUCAUGCUGGGCCUAAAGAAGUGACACAAAUGGUGUGUCCGAUUUGUGGGAAGCUGAUGAAAUAUUCUUCGGAACAGUCCAUGCGGAAGCACAUUGAGGUUGUUCACAAAAAGUUGCGGACGAUGAAGUGUCAAUUCUGUGACGAAACGUUCACGUACCACGAGCAGCUGUAUGUUCAUGAGGCUCGUAUUCAUAAUCAUCAGUGUAAGAAGUCUCGUUUGUUUCUUCGACUGCAUGGUGUUUUAUCGUUACUCACAAUUAAUCACGGUGCCGAGUCUCUCUUUUUGUGUUCGGAUUUCGAUGUGGAUGACGAAAAACAGAUGGAGAUUUUCCCGAACUUUUCAUUAUUUUGUCCAUUGUUUUCGAAAAUGUGCAAUUUUGCUACUGGGGAAGCUGAUUUAGUGAGCGAACAAGAAUUUUCUCGCGGAAAGAACGAUUGGGAACGGAAACGAAGGGUUGAAGGAUCAAGAAGAAUUAUCUCCCGAACGAGUGGAGCCACCAUGACAUUGUAGCCGAAUUUCUGAGUUUCAAGCUUAUAUUAUGUCAAUAAAAGUUAUGUGAACGCUAUCAUCUUUAUUACCGAGUCCAGUUAAUAAGAACUAUAUGCAGAAAGUUUCCUACACAAGUUUACUGAUUCAACUUUCGAUGCUGCCUUUUUCAUAAAUUUCCUAAAUUCAGAUUUUACUUUUUAUUCUACAUCGUGGCAAAAGUCUUCCAGCAAUCCCAAUUACUUCUAAAAUUCUCUGCCGCCUGAAUCUAUGUGGGAAUGUGAUGAAGAAUCACGAGGUCCGAAGCAACCCUUCUUCGAAGCAAUGAAUUUGAAUUCAAAAGCUGUUAAACUGCUUCUUUUCUUGUCUCCCUAUCGCAAACUGAUGUGCUGUGUGUGUAAUUCCCGUGCAAUUUUGUAUACUGUACUGUAUAUUUGCAUGCCUUUCCAGUGGACAGGAUCAUCAAGACAUGUCCAUACUGCGGAAAGACAACGUUGACCCGCUGGGGAAUGAAGCAACACCUUUUCUCCAAACAUGGACAACUCCCGGAUAAAGGAAAAGUGCACGAAUGCGCAGAUUGCGGGAAGAAAUUCUUGGCGUUGCAGCAUUUCAAGGAUCACAUGAACAUGCAUUUGGGUCUUCGUCCGUGGGCGUGUCCUUUGUGUGAUGUUCGAAUGGUUAAAUUCGAAAACAUUCGCCAACAUGCCCAUCGGGUCCACAACGUGCGUGUGAGAAUUAAGCAGGAAGGUGGCGCGGAAGUUGUUAUUGAGUCGAAUGUCCAGCCCAAACUUGAGGGUUGAUCCACGGGUUCAUGGAUUGAAAUAUUCUCUGUGAUGAUGUGGUUUUGUUACGUAUUAUAUUUUUGUUUACUCAUUUGCGACGGAUCAAAGCGAACAUGUGACGCGAAAUAGUGAUGGCUGAACUUCAUUUUGUUCUGCACUGAUGAGAAAAAAAAUCACGUGCUUUUUCAUGAAAUCUUCCCUCGAAAAAACUUCGAAUUGUUCGAGUCUUCUUGAAAUAGGUGCCUUCCGGUCGAUCAUCCUCGUGAAAUGCACAAUGACCAGCGUUGUGAUGUUUUUUGUUUCGUUCGAGUGCAACAGUGCAUUACAUUAUUUGAUGAUGCAUAAAUCAGUAAAGUGCCACAAAAAUGUUCUACACCGCAUGGAAAAUAUAUCAAGAAGAAGCACGCAUCUUCAAGAAUCUCGCGGAUCCGAGACAUGUUGAAUGAAGCACUUCAAUAAUCUCAGUAAAUUUCAACUGGUUCAAGUUUAAGUUAUGAGCAGAUGAGUGUCAAUAGAUGUACGGUCAGAAUUUAAUGAAACGGAGCGACCUUGAAUUCAUUCAUACAUUUUUAUAUCCGCCAAUGCCCUUAAUUCCGUUUCCGUGUUCGGCUUUUGUGGUUCAGCUAACGAUGCAGGAUGACUUGUAUUCUGUUGAUGGAUCUCGUGACCCAGGCGUGAUUCUGUAUAACUAUUGAAUGGGCUCCAAAAUGGACCAGUUUUUGUUUGUCAGACGCAGUUUUGAAAUUCCACUCGCUUCACCUUCGGGUUACUUUUCAAUGAGCAGGAGAUUUACUAAUACCUGUCCUCGGACUUUAAUUAGGGUGUUGUAUUUUAGUAUCUUCGCUGAUAUGAUGAGUUGCGUUUUCUUAAUGAAAACAUUUCGAUUAUGAUAUUCCUCGAUCAUUACAGCAUUUCGCGAAUACUCUGUACCGAUGAAUUUUGAAAUUCUACGUUCUCUUUGGUGAACCACUGCAGUUCUCAAGUCUGAAACAGGUUGUUCUUCCGUGUAAAUUUUUUCAAGUGAUCUCCGAAUUACCUCGGCAAAUGGAUUGAAGACGUUGAGAUUGUGGAA